Molecule: messenger RNA, 2345 nt
Organism: Odontomachus brunneus
Lineage: Eukaryota; Metazoa; Arthropoda; Insecta; Hymenoptera; Formicidae
Product: DNA-binding protein K10-like
Exons: 6
Coding region: 493-2172 (559 amino acids)
Source: RefSeq, a predicted model, not a curated record
CUAAUUUCAGAGGCCACCACUAAUGCUGGUCACGUAAAAUACAUUGUCGUUUGGAGCCCUGCCUCAUUGUGAGCUUGUUUUCACUUGUAUAGUGUUCGUGACUCGUUGCAUGUGAUUACAUGUGAUAAUUUCGUUCGUGUACUACGAGACACGUGUACCGAUAAUUUUUUACGUUGAAAUACUUAGAGAUCCUCAGAAGUGACGGCAUUUAACAACAAGCACGUUAUUGGUUUGUUGAAAAACAAAAACGCGGAGAUAUACUUUGUAUAUUUUGCACGCGUGCAACCCACAUAGUCGUUGUCGCCGUUUGCCGCUAUCACAACUUUAACCUUCUCACGCCGAUCGUACAAUUUUCUGCGUCUAGUCGAAAAACGUGGGAACGCGGCUACGAUUUUUUAACUUUUUCUCAGAAACGGAAUACGCCUAUACGGUAGAUAGAAAUAUCACGCGAAGCAGAGAGCGACGUCCACCAGGAGUCGAAGCGGUAACAGAAUGAGUCCCCUCAACAGAGGUCCACUCGUAGGUAACCGAUUGCCACCGGGUGGUAUGCGUCCUUUACCGCCACCCAGGUUCGGCGGUAGAUUGGCACCACAUGGUAUGCCGCCGAGGAUGCCGUUGCCGUUGCCGAAUCCGGUAUUCGGCCCGAUGAGACAGAGGUUGCCGUUGCCACCGCGAGCGGCCGGUGUGUCGCGACCCAACGGCCUGCUACCGCUCUUUCCUGGGCCCAGAGCACGUGGUAUGGCACUCGGUGCUGUACCGCCGAUGAUACCACGUGGCGUCGGACCGAUACGUAACUCAAUACGACAUUGGUAUAGGAGAAUACCACCGCCACCGCCACCGCCGCCACAGAUGAUGCCACCUAUGAGACCUAGAUUUGCGGCGGGUAACGGUAACAUCAAAGUCAAAACAAUGAACAACACAAAAAAGAUCAACAAACUUGAAGAAUUAGAAUUAAAGAAGCCAUGGAUGACUGAUGAAAUUCGUAUUGAAAUACAAAAGAAAAAUAAACUAUAUGCUAAAGCAAAAAAGAACAGAAAUGCAGCAGAAUGGGAUGAAUUUAAGGAUCUAAGAAACAAAGUCACUCGGAUGAUAAGGGAUGCAAAAAAUGAGUAUCUUGCAAAGCAUCCUGAACAGGCUUAUCUGUAUCCGGAUGAUGAAGAGUCGUAUGAUCAAAGUGAUGUUGGCUCCGAAAAUAAUACGUCUUAUUAUUGCAAUGUAUGCGAAAUAUUUUUUUCAUCUAAGUAUACUUUCAUCGAACAUAAUGGCACACAUAAAUUUUGCGAUAUUGACGAUAAUACAAUUGUAGAAAUUCCUUUGCCCGUCCCGAGACAUAUUAGUAUGCAACAUAAUACCGAUUUAUGUGCAAAAUCGAAAGAUUUGUCAAAAGAGGAAGCUGCGAGAAAUUGGAUAGAAGAACGAAGAAAAAGGUUUCCCACUAAAGAUAACAUUAUAUUAUGCGAAACUGAAAAUCUAAAAAAAUCACAAAGAGGAGAGGUAAUCAAACAAAAAUGGGAUGCUCUUAAAACAACGAAUAAGGCGAGUACGCGCAGGGAAAUACCAUACAAUCAAAUAGUAUAUAAAACUGAUGACUAUUUUCAUUCAGACGAAACAUAUUUACAUUCUGAGAUAAAUAUUCUGCAGGAGGAAGAUUUUAGUGAAACAUGUUUCAACACACAGACAGAUUUCCCUAAAGAAACAGCCAACAAUAUUUUAGAUGAGGAUGCUAAUUUAUGUACGCCUAUUUUAGUAACAAAUUACAAAAUCGAAGAAGAGAAUGCUUUUCCUAAAGAAAGAAUGCAAAUGGAAGAUCUUCGAGAUUAUAAAAUAACAGAAAAUGCAAUUUUUAAAAGAACUUUUAAUUAUGCACAAUUUUGCACAAGUACAAGCAAAAAUAAAUCUAAUUAUCCAACAAUUAAUGAAAUAUCUCAGAAUCCCGUCAUUGAAUGUCAAGAUAAAUAUAAGUACAAAAGAAAUCAAAUAGUGAAAAAUAAAAGACUUGAGAAAGUUCCAAGUAGAUAUUAUAACAUCUUGCUAGAGAAGUUGCUCUCGCGUUCUAUACAACACGAAAGAAAUUUAAUUUUUCAAUCCUUAAAAUAUAUCAUAGAUAGCAAUUUUUUUGAGUUAUCUGAAGUGAAAAUAUUGCAAACAGGACUAACUACACAUGAGUCAUAAUGAAUCGACUGAAAUUUGUAAGUACAAAAUUCAUAAAAAACUUGAUACUAGUAAUUAAAAUGUAAAGUGAGGUAUCAUAGUUUAAAUUAAGAUCUACUUCCUUUCUUAACUACCUUUUUAUUCAUUUUUUUCAAGACAAAACGUUUUAAGCAUAAACAAAUAUAAAAAGAAAG